Fusarium poae is the source of this 231-nucleotide messenger RNA. RefSeq lists its product as uncharacterized. The record is from RefSeq and is a predicted model, not a curated record. The coding region runs from base 1 to 231 and encodes 76 amino acids. The transcript has 2 exons. Lineage: Eukaryota; Fungi; Ascomycota; Sordariomycetes; Hypocreales; Nectriaceae.
AUGGGAGGCCCUCCUAAGUUCUGUGUCCCUCGACGACUCCGACGUCUGUUUAAGAAGAGAAAGGAGUCGUCGAGGGACGUAGAACUAAGAGUCAUUUCCCGUCCCUUCGAUGUGUAUCGCAUCGACAGCAAGGGAGAGGGGGGGGAGAUAGCAAGGGCAACAGGCAACAGAUGCCACAGUAUCUCCCCCCUCCCCCCCAUGGGACGGGAGAAGACCGUCCUUGAAACAUAA